GGGUUUCUGCCAUCCGCCCUGAAAAGAAGGAAGGAAGCAACGGCCACAGGAAGGCAGGAAACUCUAGCCUUCUAUGGGGAGUGGGUGGAGGGGAGGUGCUUCCUUGGCUCGAUUCCGAAGAAGGCGGCUUGACGAGAGCGGCGGCUAAGAGGAGGCGAGUUCAAGCGCAGGGUGGAGCAGCGAGGCAAGAUGAACUCCGCGCCUCAGCUGCAGCUCCGGCUCAAUAGCAAGACCGGCUCUGACGCGUCUGCGCGGCGCUUUUCCACGCUCUUGCCCGAGUCGCUACAGGAUAACCAUCUACUUCUGAGAAAUGCAAACUGAAGCCUCCAAAGGUAUAUGCGUUUUCACAUUCUGGAGAAAGUCACUUCGAUGCCUGAAGGUUCUUAACACUCUCUGAAAUGCUGAGAAGGAAACUUCGCCACUGUCAUAUCCUACGCUUCAAGUUUCUCCUGGUGUUAGUUUUUACAGCAGGGGCUUUGUCCCUUAUCAAAAUUCAUCAGAAACCAGAUUAUCUGCAUCAUGAGAAUCUGGAACUCGUAGGUGAAUACCCCAACAAUAAUGUAAACUGUACCAAGAUAUUGCAAGGUGAUCCAGAGGAAAUUCAGAAAGUAAAGCUGGAGUUGUUAACUGUGUCUUUUAGGAAAAGCCCUAAGCUAACAGCAAAUGAUUAUAUUAACAUGACAACUGAUUGUGCCUCUUUUAUAAAGAGACAGAAAUAUAUUAUGAAACCUCUGAGCAAAGAAGAAGCAGAAUUUCCACUUGCAUACUCAAUAGUGGUUUAUCACAAAAUUAAUAUGCUAGAUAGACUUCUGAGAUCUAUAUAUGCACCCCAAAACUAUUACUGCAUUCAUGUGGAUAAGAAGUCCCCAGAAUCCUUCUUGGCUGCGGUGAAAGGAAUUGCUUCAUGUUUCAACAAUGUCUUCAUUGCCAGCCAGCUAGAGAGUGUAGUGUAUGCUUCAUGGAGCAGAGUGCAAGCUGACCUCAACUGCAUGAAGGACCUCUACAGGAGGAGUACAAGCUGGAAGUAUUUGAUCAACCUUUGUGGUAUGGAUUUCCCAAUCAAGACCAAUCAGGAAAUAGUAGAAAAGCUAAAAGCUCUCAAGGGUGAAAACAGCUUGGAAACCGAGAAAAUGCCUUCAUACAAGGAGAUACGGUGGAAGAAGCAUUAUGAAAUUGUUGAUGGUAAAGUGAAGAAUAUGGGAAUAGACAAACAACACCCACCUAUCAGUACACCUAUUUUCUCUGGCAGUGCCUACUUUGUUGUAAGUAGGAGGUUUGUUGAAUAUAUAUUGGAAAACAGCAAAAUCCUUUCUUUUAUAGAGUGGGCUAAAGACACUUACAGUCCUGAUGAGUACUUGUGGGCUACGAUUCAACGAAUCCCUGAAGUACCAGGUGCUGUUUCUGCUAGUGACAAAUAUGAUGUGUCUGAUAUGAAUGCCCUUGCCAGAUUUGUCAAGUGGCAUUACUUUGAGGGGGAUGUUUCCAAAGGUGCCCCAUAUCCACCCUGUAAUGGGGUUCAUGUCCGUUCUGUGUGUGUCUUUGGAGUUGGAGACUUGAACUGGAUGUUGCGAAAACACCACUUUUUUGCCAACAAGUUUGACACUGACAUAGAUCCUUUUGCAGUCCAGUGCUUGGAAGAAUAUUUAAGAGACAAAGCUCUGUAUCAACGCAGACAUUAAGAUGUAAAGUUAUGCCUGGUUUAAGCCCUCUCCCUCUGAGAAGGAAAUCAAAAAGAAUAUUUUUAUUGUCUGUUGAUAACAGUAAGGUGUGCCUUUCUUUUCGCUUGGGCUUCCCCCUUUCUCAAAAAACACAGAACUCACAGGGUGGUUACUUAGCUGCUGCUACUGUUUUAUGUGCUUCUCCAUAACUGUCCCCUAAAGAUCCCUAUCUGCUUAUUCCAUUGUAGCAGAACGUAGGCCCAAAACCUCAAGGUUGCAAAGUUAACACUUUGCUAGCUAGCCAUUUAGUUUGCUUUUAUCAUAUCUGCUAUCCAAAUAAUGUUGACCCUAAUGUUGCCAAGGCAUUUGUUUUUGUAAUGCAGAAUAUAGAUGCCCAAUUGAAAGGUGCAAGAAUCGUAAGAGAGAAUCCCAGGGAGUGUCUUGAAAGAACUGGUAACACAUGAAAAGGGAAUUGACAUUUCCACAUUUCUAUUUUGCCUAGUUAAGUUGAGUGUAGAGGCACCCAAAUCUUCCUUUUCCUGAGUAUUCUAAUAUUUUAAAAACUGCACCACCAACAUAAAGUCUUGUAUUUAGUGUACUUAAAAAAACAACAAUAACUCAAAACAAACCUUCUGUGUAUGGUUUAUUGAAGCAUAAAGUGUGUAUGUAUAUAUUGUCUUCUGAAUCAAGGUUUGCAGCUGACACAAGAAGUAGUCAGUCAAAUAAAAAUUUCUCAGGGAACUAUUCUGUUAAUACAAACAAUUCAUUAUAUAUUGCAUUAUGUCAUCGGUAUGUUGCUUUAUAUCCUUUUCAGAAGUUUUUCUCCAUUAACUGGAGUGAGAUUCUACCUUAGCAAUAUUGAUUCUUCUGUCAGAAACUCAUAGCCGUAAAGUAAACCAUUCCUUUUAGCUGUUAGUGGGUUAAAUGCUAAUAAAAUAUUCAAAAUUUUAAAUAAUAUAAAACCUCUUGUCAUAUAACUGAUAGUUGAUAUGUUUUAGACAACUUUUCUUCCCAGUUCUAUCUGAGGGUAAGCCAGGCUAUCUUUGUUGCCUGUAUAGACUGUGUAUUUCAAAAUGUGUACUCCUUCCUGACCAUAAUAAAAACAUCCCAAAGAUAUUUCACAUUCA
Molecule: messenger RNA, 2785 nt
Organism: Heteronotia binoei (common prickly gecko)
Lineage: Eukaryota; Metazoa; Chordata; Lepidosauria; Squamata; Gekkonidae
Gene: GCNT1
Product: glucosaminyl (N-acetyl) transferase 1
Exons: 2
Coding region: 399-1679 (426 amino acids)
Cellular component (GO): membrane
Molecular function (GO): beta-1,3-galactosyl-O-glycosyl-glycoprotein beta-1,6-N-acetylglucosaminyltransferase activity
Source: RefSeq, a predicted model, not a curated record